Miniopterus natalensis is the source of this 769-nucleotide messenger RNA. The record is from RefSeq and is a predicted model, not a curated record. NCBI's taxonomy places the organism in Eukaryota, Metazoa, Chordata, Mammalia, Chiroptera, Miniopteridae.
UUGAAGGUUGGUGUUCGAGGAAAAGACAUUGUUGUUCUUGGUGUGGAGAAGAAGUCUGUGGCCAAACUGCAGGAUGAGAGGACGGUGCGGAAGAUCUGUGCCCUGGAUGACAAUGUCUGCAUGGCGUUUGCAGGCCUCACUGCUGACGCCAGGAUAGUCAUCAACAGGGCCCGGGUGGAGUGCCAGAGCCACCGGCUGACGGUGGAGGACCCAGUCACUGUGGAGUACAUUACCCGCUACAUCGCCAGCUUGAAGCAGCGCUACACACAGAGCAAUGGACGCAGGCCAUUUGGCAUCUCUGCCCUUAUUGUGGGUUUCGACUUUGAUGGCACCCCCAGACUCUACCAGACUGACCCGUCGGGCACAUACCACGCCUGGAAGGCCAAUGCCAUAGGCCGGGGUGCCAAGUCGGUGCGCGAGUUUCUGGAGAAGAAUUACACCGACGACGCCAUUGAGACGGACGAUUUGACCGUCAAGCUAGUUAUCAAGGCCCUUCUGGAAGUAGUUCAGUCAGGCGGCAAAAACAUCGAGCUGGCUGUCAUGAGGCGAGACCAGCCCCUCAAGAUUUUAAAUCCAGAAGAAAUUGAGAAAUAUGUUGCUGAAAUUGAAAAAGAAAAGGAAGAAAAUGAAAAGAAGAAACAAAAGAAAGCAUCGUGACGGAUAAAAUACUUGCUAGGAGCGAUUUUUAAAUGCAAAUCAUGGGUGAUGCGCGAACCAACGUGCAGGCGUUGUCCGUGUCCUACAAUAAAUUUCCAUGUUUUUUAACUUC